Messenger RNA from Microplitis demolitor, 3204 nucleotides. RefSeq names its product kinesin-associated protein 3 (gene Kap3). The record is from RefSeq and is a predicted model, not a curated record. Gene Ontology annotation, cellular component: ciliary transition zone; kinesin II complex; axoneme. Gene Ontology annotation, molecular function: kinesin binding. The coding region runs from base 658 to 3204 and encodes 848 amino acids. NCBI's taxonomy places the organism in Eukaryota, Metazoa, Arthropoda, Insecta, Hymenoptera, Braconidae. Gene Ontology annotation, biological process: microtubule-based movement; cilium organization. The transcript is spliced from 3 exons.
UGCCAAACCCUCGAUAAUAUGUAUCUCUGUUGAUGAACGAGAUUAAAUAAUAAAGUUUAACUUGAAUUAUUUAAAAAAUUACAACGGUAACACUAUAUUGUUAAAAUCUUAUCAUAUUCUAAAAAUAUUCAAGUUUAUGGCAUGUGGUUUUUUAUUUCUUAAACUUGGGAGGUUAAUAAUGAAAAUAAUCGAAUAAGUCAUGUCGGGAGCUUGUCCGCCAUAAGAGCCUGUGUAUAAGAACUUUGAAAACAUCAUUUUUAAAUCUUUUUUUCUAAAAAUCUAGACGGUGGAUCAUAUUCAAAUUUUGAGAACACAUAGAUAAAGUACUUCUUUACAUGUAUACUGUUUCAAAUCUUAAAGUCGGAAAAUACUUUUUACAUUAGAUUUGGUCGAACCUCCUUCAGUUAAAAAAAAGUAAUCAUUUAAAUAUAUAACUAAAGUCUAUUGUCACGUCCUCUCAUAAUUAAAUUCUCUCACCCAGGUAUUUUAUUGAAGCUGAAAUUCUAAAGUGACGGAUGUCUAAAAUGAUAUCGCAAUGACUUUAAUUUAUUUAUUACAAUAUUCACAUUCAAAUAAUAAAACAAAUAUAUAAAUAAUUAAAUAAUUAGUAAUUAUUAGUUAUAUUAUUGUUGAAAAGUUAUUGAUUGAUUUUUAAAAAUGGAGGAAGCUAAAUUUUUAAAAAGAAAAGUCCGAUCCGGAAGUUUAGAUGUCCACCCAACAGAAAAAGCUCUGGUAGUAAAUUACGACGUAGAAGCUUUAAUCCUCGGUGAACUAGGAGACCCGAUGCUGGGAGAUCGUAAAGAAUGUCAAAAAAUAAUCCGCCUGAAGAGUUUGAAUGCAGACACAAACGUCUCGCUCCUCGCCAAAGAAGUAAUGGAAAAAUGUUCCCUCAUCCACGAGUCAAAGCUUCACGAAGUAGAGCAGCUGAUUUACUAUCUCCAGAACCGUAAAAUAAACGAGGACCAGCCGUCGCGACCGGUGUCAUCCACAAAUUCAGACACCGAUGAGCGCGCGGUGAUCAGUAACGUCGACAGCUACAUCGAGUUACUCUACGAAGAAAUACCCGACAAAAUAAAGGGAUCGGCUUUGAUACUCCAGCUGGCGCGUAUUCCCGACAACUUAUUGGAGUUGACUAAAAACGAGUCUCUCCUCAGCGCACUGGCGCGAGUUCUCCGCGAGGAUUGGCGUCGCAGCAUCGAACUUUCCACCAACAUCGUCUACAUCUUUUUCUGCUUUUCCACAUAUACGCAAUUCCACAGCAUAAUUCUUGAGUACCGCAUCGGCUCGCUCUGUAUGGAAAUUAUCGACUACGAGCUCCAGCGUUACGACCAAUGGCGCGACGAUAUGGAAAAACGUCGCCGUUAUUUUGAAACCACGACCGGUUUAGUUAUUUAUCCAUCAGUAACUUCUAUUUCUUCUUCAACGAAUUCAACUGACGCUGAUAAAAAAAUUAAAAUAACUGAUGACAUCUGGACCACAGAGGCACCAUUGGACUACGAGUUAAAACGACGGUCAACAGAAGUUAAUUUCCACAUAACUGAUGCUGAGGUAAAACGUAUGAAAGAUGAUCUAGAAAAGUACCGGAAGAAAUUUAAAAAUUUGACCAAAAAACAGGAACAAUUAUUGCGGGUCGCUUACUAUUUGCUGCUAAAUAUCGCGGAGAAUACAGACGUCGAGCGAAAAAUGCGUAAAAAAAACGUAAUAUCCAUGAUCAUAAAAACGCUUGAUCGCACCAACAAUGACCUGCUAAUUCUCAUAAUAACCUUUUUAAAAAAACUAUCGAUAUUCCGCGAAAACAAGGACGUGAUGGCAAAUGAAAACAUUAUUGAAAAGCUGCCACGUCUUUUGCAGAACAACAAUAACAUCGAUUUGAUACUGAUCACACUAAAGUUAUUAUUUAAUUUGUCAUUUGAUUUAAAACUGCGCGGGAAAAUGAUCCGCGUGGGCUUGUUACCAAAAUUGAUAAAACUUCUUGGGCAGAAUGAGAUUAAAAAUAAGACAACUAUCUUAGGGCUGCUGUAUCACUUGAGUAUGGAUGAUAAAGUAAAACUGAUGUUCAACAAUACGGAGUGUACGCAGUUGAUAAUCGACAUGAUUUUAGAAGUAGACGACGAUCGUUUCAAACGCGAACUAGUGGCAGUUGGAAUUAAUUUGUCGAUAAAUUAUAAAAAUGCGCUGAUGAUGAUCGGGAAUAAUCGUCUGCAAGGACUGAUACGCAAAGCGUUUCGUAAUCAGGAUUCACUGCUGAUGAAACUGAUACGAAAUAUUUCUCAGCAUGAUGGAUUGAAAGACUACUUUGUUGAUUUUGUUGGUGACUUUGCUAUGGCGCUAACGCAGUCUGAUUCCCAGGACUUUAUUUUAGAACUCAUUGGUGUAAUGGGAAAUUUAGUUCUGCCGGAUUUAGACUACGCUCAAAUAUUGCAGCGAUGCAAUUUAAUUCCUUGGAUUAGGAAUAAUUUGGUGGUGGGAAAGGCGCCAGAUGAUUUGAUACUGGAGGUCGUUAUUUUAUUGGGCACUGCUGCUAGCGAUGAGGAUUGCGCGAGAUUGAUUUGCAAAGCUGACUUGCUGCUGUCGUGCAUCGAGUUGCUGAAGGCGAAGCAAGAAGACGAUGAGAUCGUGCUGCAAAUUAUUUAUGUUUUCUAUCAGAUCGCGAUGCAUGAGUCCACGAGAGACUACUUGAUACGGGAAACUAAUAAUGAGGCGCCGGGUUAUCUUAUUGAUUUGAUGCAUGAUAAGAAUCCAGCAAUCCGGAAAGUUUGCGACGCCUGUUUAGAUGUAAUUGCAAUGUGCGACAAGGAAUGGGCAGCGAGGAUAAAAGUCGAGAAGUUCAGGUCCCAUAAUCAGCAAUGGCUGGAGAUGGUUGAGUCUAUUGCUGUGGACAAUGCUAAUCAUUUGAUUGUUGAUGAUGAUGAGAGCUUGCCGCCUUAUUUGAAUGAUGAUUUGUUAAAGCACACGAUGCUGUUUCCUUCGGGUACUACUACGAGUUUCAGUACCGAUGAUAUGGAGAUGAGUGGGAUCAAGUCAACAGAUUCAGGAGAAUGUCAAAGUCGACCUGCUAGUCGAUACAGCCGUGACAUGGAUGACAUAAACGAUUUCUUAGCAAGAUCUAAAUCCCGAAUGUCUGUGGGCUCAGGUAUAGAAGACCUCUACCAUAAUUCAAAAGUUAGAUUUUCCGAAGCUGAUUCUUCUCAUCUCCUACUUUAA